AUGAGUUGGCGAUCAGAACGUAUAUGGAUAGAACUUAUAGCGGGGUCUCGAAAAACAAGUAAUUUCUGCUGGGCCUUUAUACUUUUUUUAGGUUCAUUGGGAUUUUUAUUGGUUGGAAUUUCCAGCUAUCUUGGCAGAAAUUUGAUAUCUUUAUUUCCGUCUCAGCAAAUAAUUUUUUUCCCACAAGGGAUCGUGAUGUCUUUCUAUGGGAUCGCCGGUCUAUUUAUUAGUUCUUAUUUGUGGUGCACAAUUUUGUGGAAUGUAGGUAGUGGUUAUGAUCGAUUCGAUAGAAAAGAAGGAAUAGUGUGUAUUUUUCGCUGGGGAUUUCCGGGAAAAAAUCGUCGCAUCUUACUACGAUUCCUUAUGAAAGAUAUUCAGUCUAUUAGAAUAGAAGUUAAAGAGGGUAUUUAUGCUCGGCGUGUCCUUUAUAUGGAAAUCAGAGGCCGGGGGGCUAUUCCUUUGACUCGUACUGAUGAGAAUUUGACUCCACGAGAAAUUGAGCAAAAAGUAGCGGAAUUGGCCUAUUUUUUGCGUGUACCAAUUGAAGUCAUGCAAACCAGAAAGACCUUUUCUUGGAUAAAGGAAGAGAUUACUCGUUCCAUUUCCGUAUCGCUCAUGAUAUAUAUAAUAACUUGGGCAUCCAUUUCAAAUGCAUAUCCCAUUUUUGCACAGCAGGGUUAUGAAAAUCCACGGGAAGCAACUGGUCGUAUUGUAUGUGCCAAUUGUCAUUUAGCUAAUAAACCCGUGGAUAUUGAGGUUCCACAAGCGGUACUUCCAGAUACUGUAUUUGAAGCAGUUGUUCGAAUUCCUUAUAAUAUGCAACUGAAACAAGUUCUUGCUAAUGGUAAAAAGGGGGCUUUGAAUGUGGGGGCUGUUCUUAUUUUACCUGAGGGGUUUGAAUUAGCCCCUCCCGAUCGUAUUUCGCCAGAGAUGAAAGAAAAGAUGGGAAAUCUGUCUUUUCAGAGUUAUCGCCCCACUAAAAAAAAUAUUCUUGUGAUAGGUCCUGUUCCUGGUCAGAAAUAUAGUGAAAUUACCUUUCCUAUUCUUUCUCCGGACCCCGCCGCUAAGAAAGAUGUUCACUUUUUAAAAUAUCCCAUAUAUGUAGGCGGAAACAGGGGAAGGGGUCAGAUUUAUCCCGACGGGAGCAAGAGCAACAAUACGGUUUAUAAUGCUAUAGCAGCAGGUAUAGUAAGCAAAAUCAUACGAAAAGAAAAAGGGGGGUACGAAAUAACCAUAACGAAUGCGUCAGAGGGACGUCAAGUGAUUGAUAUUAUACCUCCAGGACCAGAACUUCUUGUUUCAGAAGGCGAAUCCAUCAAACUUGAUCAACCAUUAACGAGUAAUCCUAAUGUGGGUGGAUUUGGUCAGGGGGAUGCAGAAAUAGUACUUCAAGACCCAUUACGUGUCCAAGGCCUUUUGUUCUUCUUGGCAUCCGUUAUUUUGGCACAAAUCUUUUUGGUUCUUAAAAAGAAACAGUUUGAGAAGGUUCAAUUGUCCGAAAUGAAUUUCUAGAUCUGUAAAUUCAUCAACAUGAAGUUCUUAAAAAGAACAAAAAUUUUGUUGGUAAUUAUGUAUGAUCAAAAAAAAUUGUGAAAAGCUCUUUGCUUUUUUUUAUAUUUUUUUUAUACCAGAUUUUGAGAAUUACUUGUACCGCAUUUCUAGUUAUAAUCUGUAUAUUGGUAAGAAGACUAUUUGAUUUUAUCCUCUCUUUUCUUUUGUGUUUUUUUUUAAUCUAAAAAAAUGGGAGCGGUGUGAUUUUUUUACUAUUGUCAGAUUUAACUGUCAUAGAGUGGAUCAAUAGCUUUUCUAUUCUAAUAGAAUCCAAUUUGACUAGAUACUAAGCAUAAAAUAAGUAAGCGGAAAAGCAAAGGCUAAAUUAAAGGGGAACAAAGGAUUCUAGGAGGUAUUAUUUUAUUCGUCUUCCUAGUCUUCGACACAAGAAAAGGAAUUUUCCACAUCCCUUUCUUGUGUCAAAAUAAAAAUAAAAUAAUAAUGAUUCUUGAUCCCAUUCCUCAAUACUAUUCUUAGUUUAUAUUUUUUUUUUCUAGGUUUAUCAUAACUUCCUUUUCAAUUUUAUACGUAUAAAUUCGAUUUAUUACGUAUAAAAAAAAUUUUAAGUAGUGGACAAACAAAAAAAAAAAGAAAAGGAAAUUUUUUGAGCAAAUAGAACUUCUUCGAUGAACUUCUAAAAAAAUUUCAACUUUGAUGAGAUACUAAAAUAAAUAGAGUAAGGUUCUAUUAGUAUAGAAAAAUGGAUAUGAUAUGGGAUCGACAGAAAUAUAUAUAAUAUAUAUUAUGCCAUCUAGGAAAAAGAAAUCGAGUAAUUCCUCUUAUAACUUUGAUUUGAAAGUAUCGAUAGAUACUGUCGAGGAACAAAUGUUCUAAAUCAAUUAAUGGAGUUACUUUUUCAAAAAUACCAUCCGAAAAAAGUGUAAUAGAAUUUUUUGAAAUAUUUGAAAUAUCAAAAAAAAAAAGGCAAUCUAUUUUGUCACUUAAUCUAUUUUGUCACUUAUACGAAUAAAGUAUUAUGAUUAUUAAAAACUCAACGGGACCCCCUCGAAUCAGACAGAGAAAAGAGGGGGUCCAUUGAGUUCUUACGUUUUUAUGUCUACAACUCAGUUCACCCGAUUACUUACAGGGAUGAACCCAAUCCGGAAUAUGAACCAUAAAAGAAAAUGCCUAUUAAACCGAUCACAAGAAUACCAGUUACAGUACCUACUAUCCAAAGAGGAAUUCUUCCAGUAGUAUCGGCCAUUUAUCCCACUUCCCUCCACAUUUAAUCAAGUGGUCAUGCUAGAGACAUAAACAGUCAUAGAUAAUUAUGAGAUGAUAUCCUUCCGAUGGGAUAAGAGAAUUCCUAUUCUUAUUUAUUUUAUUAUUCUACUAUUUUCUUUUCUUCUAUUAAUUGAAGAAA
Molecule: messenger RNA, 2914 nt
Organism: Hevea brasiliensis (rubber tree)
Lineage: Eukaryota; Viridiplantae; Streptophyta; Magnoliopsida; Malpighiales; Euphorbiaceae
Product: cytochrome f
Exons: 2
Coding region: 1-1512 (503 amino acids)
Biological process (GO): photosynthesis
Cellular component (GO): chloroplast; photosystem I; thylakoid
Molecular function (GO): iron ion binding; electron transfer activity; heme binding
Source: RefSeq, a predicted model, not a curated record